Rhodotorula toruloides NP11 is the source of this 936-nucleotide messenger RNA. Its product is annotated as pirin. NCBI's taxonomy places the organism in Eukaryota, Fungi, Basidiomycota, Microbotryomycetes, Sporidiobolales, Sporidiobolaceae. The record is from RefSeq and is a predicted model, not a curated record. The transcript is spliced from 7 exons. Bases 1 to 936 code for a protein of 311 amino acids.
AUGAGCGCAGCACAGGUCUCCCGCUCCGUCGUCAAGAAGGUCCUCGCGGUUGAAACGCCCGAAGGCGCAGGCGCGACUGUCCGUCGCUCGAUCGGCACGGCUCAGCUCCGCAACUUCACCCCCUUCCUCAUGCUCGACAACUUCCUCGUCAAGGAGGGCGCAGGCUUUCCCGACCAUCCCCACCGCGGCAUGACCACCCUCACGUACAUGCUCGAAGGCGAAUUCGAGCACGAAGACUCGAAGGGCAAUAAGGGCAAGAUCGGGCCGGGCGACCUCCAGUUCAUGAUCGCGGGAAGGGGCCUCGUGCAUGCUGAGAUGCCCAUCCACGGACCGGGCAAGAAGGACCCCUUCGGACUGCAGCUCUGGAUUGAUCUCCCUGCCCGCUACAAGAACGUCGAGGCAUCCUACCAGGACCGCAAGGCAUCUGAAGUUGCUUCCGCCCACCCUACUCCCAACGUCGAGAUCAAAGUCGUCUGCGGCGAGUCGCAAGGCUCGGAAGAGGAAGGAAUCGUCAAGGGAAACGUCCGACCACUCGGCGGAUGCUGGUUCAUGGACUUUAUCGUCUCGAAGAAGGGCGAGCGGGUCUUCCAGCAGCUUCCGGUUGGCUGGAACGCUUUCGUCUACACCCUCGAAGGCGAGACGCUCAUCGGACCCUCCGACUCUCCGCGCCCUCUCAAGCCCGUCGAACAAUACCACACCGCAGUCCUCUCGAACUCGGAUUCCGAGAACGGCGUCUGGUUCGAAUCCGCCAGCAACAAAGCGCGCUUCGUCCUCGUUGCCGGCGAGCCAUUGAAGCAGGGCGUCGUGCAGCAUGGUCCGUUCGUCGCGACCUCGAGGGAGGGAAUCCAGAAGGCGUUCUUGGAUUACCAGAUGCAGAAGAACGGCUUUGAAGGCGCGCAUUCGUGGAGGUCCGAGAUUGGGAAGAGGAUGACCUGA